Molecule: messenger RNA, 579 nt
Organism: Sphenostylis stenocarpa
Lineage: Eukaryota; Viridiplantae; Streptophyta; Magnoliopsida; Fabales; Fabaceae
Source: the annotation of a GenBank genome assembly
AUGUUGCGACCCAUCGGAGCCAAGUAUUGGGCCGAAAUCACUGAGUUCCACCAUGUUCUUGCAGCAUAUGCCAGUUUUCUCUGGAACAUUGGAGAUGAUGACAAUGAAGAUUGGAAACAUAAAAUUCAGCAGAGUGACAUGGAAAAUCGAAAGACUGAACCUGUGAAGCCCUCCAAAGAAAAAAGUGAUCUAAUCAGCCAAUUCUCGGUUCUUUCAGCUAGACAGGAGCUUGAUGCAUCACAUAAUUAUGGUGAAGAAAGUAACGUUGAAGAUUAUUUUAAGAAGAUGAUUAAUGAACAUCCAGAUAAUCCUUUGUUUCUAAAAAAGUAUGCUCAGUUUCUGUUGCAGUCCAAGAGAGAUCAUCAAGCAGCAGAGGACUACUACUCACGUGCAAUAGUAGCUGAUCCCAGUGACGGUGAAAUGAUAUCAGAAUAUGCCAAACUAGUAUGGGAACUUCAUCAUGAUCAAGAAAAAGCUUCGUUUUUAUUUGAACAAGCAGCUCAGGCUUCCCCUGGGGAUAGCAAUAUUCUGGCAGCAUAUACCUGCUUUCUCUGGGAAACAGAUGAUGGGGAAAGCUGA